AUGGUGAGGAUGAGGGCGGCCCUCCUCCUUGUUGCAGUGGCCGCAGCGGUGGCCGGCCUUGCCGCUGCCAAUUUCCGGGAUGACUGCGACCUCCCCUGGGAGCCCCAGAACGCCAAGUUUACGAGCGACGGCAACGGCCUCUCGAUGUCGCUGGUCAGCAACUCCUCAGGCUGCAUGCUCCGGACAAAGAAGCAGUACAUAUACGGGACCGUGUCAACCCUCAUCCAGCUCGUCCCAGGCAACUCGGCCGGCACGGUCACCACAUACUACGCAUCCUCUGUUGGAGACAACCAUGACGAGAUCGACUUUGAGUUCCUGGGCAACGUGAGUGGCCAACCAUACACCUUCCACACCAACAUCUACGCCAAUGGCGUGGGCAACAAGGAGAUCCAGUUCAAGCCCUGGUUCGACCCCACCACCGGCUACCACAACUACACCAUCGCGUGGAGCCCCUGCAUGAUCGUGUGGUACGUUGACAGCAUCCCCAUCCGGGUGUUCCGCAACUACCAGAAGAGCUACGGCGUGGCGUACCCGACGAGCCGGCCCAUGUAUGCCUACUCCAGCAUCUGGGCGGCGGAGGACUGGGCCACGCAGGGCGGCCGCGUCAAGACCGACUGGUCCAAGGCGCCGUUCGUCGCCAACUACCAGAACAUCCACCUCGACAUCUGCGAGUGCGGCUACGGCGGCUGCAGUACCAACUGCCCGGCAGCGGCUGCGGCGCCCAACAACGGGGCGUGCCAGCUGAGCCCCGACCAGCGGGGGCUGAUGCAGAGCCUGCAGAGAAACUACACCAUCUACGACUACUGUAACGACUCCAAGAGGUGGACCAACGGCAUCAAGCCAACCGAGUGCGGCCUGCCACAGUACUGA
Miscanthus lutarioriparius is the source of this 870-nucleotide messenger RNA. The record is from the annotation of a GenBank genome assembly. NCBI's taxonomy places the organism in Eukaryota, Viridiplantae, Streptophyta, Magnoliopsida, Poales, Poaceae.